Messenger RNA from Phytophthora sojae, 1056 nucleotides. RefSeq lists its product as hypothetical. The transcript has a single exon. Bases 1 to 1056 code for a protein of 351 amino acids. NCBI's taxonomy places the organism in Eukaryota, Oomycota, Peronosporomycetes, Peronosporales, Peronosporaceae. The record is from RefSeq and is a predicted model, not a curated record.
AUGACAUGCCUCAGCGAUGGGGGUCGGACGGCGAAAAGCGUGUCUUGCGUUACCAAAACUAACCAGGACGCAGGGUUGCGCGAUGUUCACGUGGUGGUGAGGCCCCCCACGGUAGUCAUCGUCUGUGGCGUUGUUGGUAUGCCGGGGAGCGCGUUCUCUGUGGAAUUCGACGAGAGCAGGUGCGUCGGCUUCCUGAAGCAGGCGAUCAGAGACGAGCACAAGUACCCGUUUCCUGGCUCCGCGCUGCGGCUCUUCUUGGCAAAGAAGGAUGACGGCAACUGGGUUACAGUGGCGGACAUUGAGAACGGCGCGGGUGACGCCGACACGAAGCACCUGAAAGAGCUUGAUAUUGUGGAAUCGCCGAUCAGCAGUGUGGGGCUGUCGGUCGAAGACGUAGGGCCCAAAGCUGGGUCUGGCGACGUUAACGUGUUGGUGAAGCUCCCCACGUCGUCGUCUAUCCGAGUCGAGAACUCCGCCCAGAGGCCUCUCUACAACGGAGUGGCUGGGAGACUCAAGGCGUCAGCGGAAGUGCAGAACCUGGUGGCAACUAUCAAGACAAUGCAGAAGGGAUCGGAGGGCUGUGACGCCUUGACGAUGCCCUUUGUCGUGCUGGAGAACUCGUCGGGCACUGGCAAGACGCAGAAGACCUUUAACCUCCAGGCCACGGGUGAGUGUGACGUCUUCUACAUGGUGUGCGUGAGCCUCGGGGACGUGCACCAAGACAUAUAUGGCGGCUUCAUCAGGAGAUCGGGAGGGUUUAGAAGUUGCAUCCGACAAGAUGCCAAGACACUGGGAGAAGGCUCGGUGGCGGACUUUAUCGCAUCUCCAAGGCUCUUUAUCUACAGCUUCGUUAUCGCCGCGCUUCACGGAUUGGACGUGGCGUCAGGGCUGGAAGCCACGAGAGAAGACGUGGAGCGUGCCCGCGACUACCGCCGAAGGAAGACGGACAAGCCUUUCGUAUUCUUCCUGGACGAAUUUCUCCGCGUGGGCAACUACGAAGGCGAGGAGAAGGAGGCGAGAAUGAAGCAGGAGAAGGAGGCGAGAAUGAAGCAGUGA